Molecule: messenger RNA, 1215 nt
Organism: Loa loa (African eye worm)
Lineage: Eukaryota; Metazoa; Nematoda; Chromadorea; Rhabditida; Onchocercidae
Exons: 10
Coding region: 1-1215 (404 amino acids)
Source: RefSeq, a predicted model, not a curated record
AUGGUGCAUUUGCAGGUAUAUAGAGUAUCCGGCAAUACAAUCGAUAACGGAGUAAAGGGGGAGCCGAUAUUAGAAUGUGCAGCAGAUAGUAUGUCCAUCACUUUUACGACAGAAAAAGAAUUUGAAGGACAUGUUUAUGUGAAAGGCCACUAUGAUAACAGCUUAUGUCGGAUAGAUGCCACUCUCAAGAAAAAUGUUAAUUUGACUGUACCCUUCUCUCUUUGUGAUGUACGAAGACAACGUUCGAGUAAUCCUCGGGGUCUAUAUGUGUGCAUGACUGUCAUCAUUACUUUUCAUCCGAUGUUUAUCACCAAAAUUGAUAAAUCGUAUCAUGUGAAAUGCCUUUACAUAGAAACAGAUCGUACUGUGACAACACGUCUUGAUGUUAGUUUAAAUAGUGAACAACAAAGAAAGAUUGUUGUGAUGAUUGGUGGCGAUAAGCAUCAGGUGAAGGCGCUCACCAAUCGUAAUGGAACACUUGAUGAUUUCGAAAGUGACACACUUGCAAACGGAGUGAUUACACAACAAAUAGCUCUUCCAACUUGUCGGUAUCAAGUCCUUAUGGAUGGACCACAUGGUUCUCCUGUAAAAUAUACAACUGUUGGAGAACAGGUUUAUCAUCAGUGGUCGUGUGCGGAUGAAGAUGGAACAGUUCCAGAAACAAAUUUGUACUGCACAACUGUUCAUUCAUGUGUGGCCAAAGAAGAAAAUGGAAAAGAGGUUCAAUUGUUGGACGAAAAUGGCUGCGCUGUUGACAAAUAUCUGUUGAACAAUUUGGUUUAUACAUCUGAUUUGACCGGUGGACAAAUGUCUCAGGUGUUUAAAUUCGCAGAUCAGUCUUCGCUCUAUUUUCAUUGUCAAAUACGCCUUUCAUUGAGGCGUGGAAGUUGUAAGAGAACAAGCGACAAUUGUUCAGUUGAACGGGCACGGAGUAAGAGGGAACUUUCCGUUGCUUCUCAGUACAGUGAUAUCGACGCGACAGUGGUUGAUGUGUUUUCGCAGUUGAUGACGGUGUUUGAUAUAGAUGAUCCAAUAAAUACUGAUUCACUGCAACGAUUUGAAGCGAAAGAGCUGAAACAUACAACCAUUUGUUUGACACCGAUAUCAUUCAGCUUUCUCUUGGCGAUCUUCACCACAGAGCUUUUUAUUUCAACCUUAUCAGUUAUUUUCUUAUAUCGUAGAACUUGCUAUAAACAGGAAUAUUGCACAGAAUAA